This is a messenger RNA of Myripristis murdjan (pinecone soldierfish), 1634 nucleotides long. RefSeq names its product peripheral myelin protein 22a (gene pmp22a). Lineage: Eukaryota; Metazoa; Chordata; Actinopteri; Holocentriformes; Holocentridae. Gene Ontology annotation, cellular component: plasma membrane. The coding region runs from base 161 to 631 and encodes 156 amino acids. The transcript has 5 exons. The record is from RefSeq and is a predicted model, not a curated record.
ACAGAAAGAGCCUGACUGGGGUGUGUGAGCCACAUCUGGAAUAGUAGCUAUAGAGGAAGAGUCCACGGAGCAGACUUCAGUGAUAGUUGCCCAACUCUUCACUUCAACACUAAUUUUUCACGGGACAAAUCUCUCGUCUUACCUUUUUAUCUACUUGAAAAUGCUGCUCAUCCUUCUUGGGGUGCUGAUUUUGCACCUUAUCAUCCUCGUCCUCCUCUUUGUGUCAACAGCGGCCAAUGCCUGGACUGUAGGUGGGAGUAGCAGCACAGAUCUGUGGUACAAUUGCCUCACAACUAAUGGAGGCUACCACUGCAGACCAGCCAGCAAUGAAGACUGGAUCCAGGCAGUGCAAGCCCUCAUGGUCCUGUCUGUGCUCUUCUGCUUCUUCUCCCUCAUUGCCUUUGUGUAUCAGCUGUUCAGACUGGUCAAGGGUGGACGCUUCUUCUUCACCGCCAUCUUCCAGAUUUUGGCCAGUCUGUUUGUGAUGUGUGGGGCGAUCAUCUACACUGUGAUGGGUCCACAGGGGGACUCAAGUGCAUCUUAUGGCUAUGCCUACGUGUUGGCCUGGGUGGCUUUCCCUCUCUGUCUCAUCAGUGGGCUCAUUUAUAUCGUCCUGAGGAAGAGAGAAUGAGGGUGAGGAAGACCAGGAGGGGUAGUUUGGAUACCCCUCACCACAACGCCGCACUGUGCCUACUGCCCACAGACCAUAGACUGACAUCCCAACAGCGCAACAAAAGUGCAUGUGUCACUUGAGCAGCCUUAAACACCAAAUGGAGACACCCAUCACUGCUGGAGACACUGUUUUUGCUCUGUUUCAGUGUCACUUUUGUCACCAUCAUGACAAAAAUAAUAGAUUCAUUUUGCAUGCCGGCUGUCAAAACAGGGAAAUGUAGGGAAAUCAUGAAUGAUCUGACAGCAUAGUUUGCAUAAUCAAACACUAGACAUUUUCCUAGUGGUGACAGGGUGAUGUCAAUCUAGAAAAUGCAGGUGACAUAUUGACUUUUGUUGCAUACUGGUACUAUACUUUCACGAAUCCAUCAUGUGUGAUAUCAAAGACAAGAAAUCCUGCCUUGUUUCAGUCCAAAGAUGUACAUAGUGUCUGUGGUUUUUAGACAUAUUUAUAACAUUUUUACAUACCAUUUGUACAUAGUGUUGUCAAGUUAUGUUGUCAUGCUCAUUUACGUGAUAGAGCUUGUGUCUUUCACGAUUCAUACAGCUGUGCCAAAGAAAUAUCGCUUCAACAUCCCAAAUAUCAAGCCUUGUAAUUGUUUUCAUCAAUUUUGACUGUCCAAUGCUUCAGACAAUGUGCCUUAACCUGGAAUAUCUGUGUCUUUUGAAGGAAAUGAGAAAAUCCUCUGAAUUCAGCAAAUAGGAAGUGUUAAUAAACAAAAUGAAGUUAUUCUGAAUUGUCGUUGUACUUGAUAUGGCAAAUAGAAAUUGUUUUGCAUUUUCUACUCUAGUUUUGAGAAAUGGUGCUUUUUUAAAAACUUGUAUUCUUGAAAUGUAUAGCCUACUUUGUGUUGCCAUAACAUUGUUAGCAAAUGUCUUGUGUCCUGUGAUCAGUUUGCUUUGUACAAACCCAAGUUUGUUUUUUUCUUUUGUCAAUAUUCUUCUAAAUAAACCAUUGAAAGAAA